Oncorhynchus tshawytscha (Chinook salmon) is the source of this 1556-nucleotide messenger RNA. RefSeq names its product C-type lectin domain family 4 member M. The record is from RefSeq and is a predicted model, not a curated record. Lineage: Eukaryota; Metazoa; Chordata; Actinopteri; Salmoniformes; Salmonidae. The transcript has 6 exons. Bases 1 to 1002 code for a protein of 333 amino acids.
AUGGCUAGAAGGCACACACUCAGGUACGCACACACAAAUCUCCUUUAUGUGUCCACAGAGUCUGAGCAACCAGAGAAGAGACCUUUAAGAGCUGCAGCAGUGUGUCUGGGGCUGUUGAGCGUUCUACUACUGUCUGGGAUCAUAGGACUGUACCUCUACUAUGACAGAGUAUAUAACAACUUGACUGAGGACAGGGACCAGUUACAGACUAGUUACAACAAUCUGAUUGAGGAGAGAGACCAGUUACAGACCAGUUACAACAAUCUGACUGAGGAGAGGGACCAGUUACAGACCAGUUACAACAAUCUGACUGAGGAGAGGGACCAGUUACAGACCAGUUACAACAAUCUGACUGAGGAGAGAGACCAGUUACAGACCAGUUACAACAAUCUGACUGAGGAGAGAGACCAGUUACAGACCAGUUACAACAAUCUGACUGAGGAGAGGGACCCGUUACAAACCAGUUACAACAAUCUGACUGAGGAGAGAGACCAGUUACAAACCAGUUACAACAAUCUGACUGAGGAGAGGGUCCAGUUACAGACCAGUUACAACAAUCUGACUGAGGAGAGAGACCAGUUACCGAGGGAGAGAGACAUGUUGGUUUGGAGAGCUGAGAGAAGCGGCUGUCCUGUUGGGUGGAGGAUGUUUGACUGCAGCUGUUACUUCCUCUCCAUCGUGUCUAAAACCUGGGAGGAGAGCAGACAGGACUGUCUGAAUAGAGGAGGAGACCUGGUGAUCAUCCAAAGCAGAGAGGAACAGGACUACAUAAAAACGUUUAAGGUGAUGUCCUGGAUUGGUCUGACUGAUGAAGCUAGAGAGGGUCUCUGGAUGUGGGUGGACAACACACAGCUAACUACAGCAGAGUACUGGCAUCCUGAUGAACCGAAUGGUGGAAGAGAGGAGAACUGUGGAAUGAUUCAGAUGAAUUAUGAUGCCUGGAUUGACACCUCGUGCUCUGCAGCGCUCCCCUGGAUAUGUGAGAAAUAUGCAUAUUGUUAGGUUCUAAAAGAACCUAGUAAAAGUCACGACGAUUAGGUAAACUUUAACCAAGUUUAUUCACCCAUUGGGUCAUACAAUUGCAUAAGACAAAGACAUGGUUCCAUCAAUGGUAGUAUAUAUACACCCCAAUUUGGCUGACGUCCUCCUCUCUAAACGUAACUUCCUGCCUAGCAAAAAAUAUGUAAAGUGAUGAGGGUAAUAAACUAUUACUUCUCCUUUAACAUGACCUGACCACUAAUCCACAGCUCGCCACCAUUACCAGUCACUGCAGUCAUGUAAUAUCCUCUACUCAGGACCUCCCAAAUCCCCCUGGCUCCUAUCCAACCUUCAUUGACCCAACCAUAUACCUUCCUCCUACAGAUCCACCUUAACUCCUGGUGUAGAAACCAGAUUAUGGCACUCCUCAUGUCUCUAGCAUAACUGAUGAUUAACAAUAUUUAAAGUUUAGAAAUCCGAACCCGUCAAUCCUGUUCUUUUGUGUAAACAGCUGUCGUAUCUGUUCCGUCCGCUAGGGACGUUUUCCUUUAUCAUAUCAUUUGUAGUCAAGGUAUGAU